GGUUUAUUUAUUGACCUAUAUUCUCUUUGUCUUGCUUAGGACAGUGUGGCUAGGUGCUGGCUGUGUUUGGCCAAUUGAUGAUUUUCUAAUAACCAGGAUAUGGAACAGAGCCUUUCUGAGGGAUAAAACUGAACUGACUAGAAGAAUAAAGAGAAGUUGGAUUGAUGAGAACUAUAAGAAAGCAUACAACAGUUUGGAAUGGAUUGAUUUAUGAUACGUCCGAUACGUGAGGGCUACAUUUUGUGUCGCUGUUGUCCAGCUGCUGCUGGAGUACGCUGACUUUGGUGCAAGCCCAGCAAACAGGUCCUCAUCGCUACCAGAACAUAAGCAAGUGUGAUGCUGAAAUGAGAUGAGGCUCCGAAAUGGAACUGUGGCCACCGUGUUAGUUUUCAUCACUACUUUCCUCAGUUUGUCCUGGUAUACUGCAUGGCAAAAUGGGAAAGAAAAGUUGAUUGCCUAUCAGCGGGAGUUUCACGCUUUGAAGGAACGUCUGCGCAUCGCCGAGCACCGCACGCUGCAGCGCUCGUCCGAGCUCAACGCCAUCCUGGAGCAGUUCAGGAGGGCCGUGGCAGAAACAAACAGCAGCAAGAAUGCAAUGAAUAAUUUUUCAGAUGAGACGCUGAAAUUGUUAAAAGAGCUAACAAGUAGAAAAUCUCUUCAAGUGCCAAAUAUCUAUUACCAUUUGCCUCAUUUGUUGAAAAAUGAAGGAAGCCUUCAACCUUCUGUGCAGGUUGGCCUUGGAAGGACAGGAGUUUCCAUUGUAAUGGGAAUACCUACAGUGAAAAGAAAAGUCAAGUCUUACCUUACAGAAACUCUUCACUCCCUUAUUGAUAAGCUGUCCCCUGAAGAAAAACUGGAUUGUGUUAUGGUUGUCUUUAUAGGAGAGACUGAUCUUGAUUAUGUUAACAGUGUUGUUGCAAGCCUGGAAAGAGAGUUUUCUACAGAGAUCAGUUCUGGCUUGGUGGAAGUAAUAGCCCCUCCUGCAACAUAUUAUCCUGACUUGACAAACUUGAAGGAAACAUUUGGAGACUCCAAAGAGAGAGUGAGAUGGAGAACAAAACAGAACUUGGAUUAUUGUUUUCUUAUGAUGUAUGCCCAGAAAAAGGGGGUUUAUUACAUUCAGCUUGAAGAUGACAUUGUUGUCAAGCAGAAUUAUUUCAGCACAAUAAAAAAUUUUGCGCUUCAGCUCGCUUCUGAAGAUUGGAUGAUUCUAGAAUUUUCUCAGCUGGGUUUCAUUGGUAAAAUGUUCCAGUCUCCAGAUAUCACUCUUAUUGUAGAGUUCAUAUUUAUGUUUUAUAAGGAGAAACCUAUUGAUUGGCUCCUGGACCAUAUCCUCUGGGUGAAAGUGUGUAACCCUGAGAAAGAUGCUAAACAUUGUGAUCGACAGAAAUCUAACCUACGAAUACGCUUCAGGCCUUCUCUUUUCCAGCAUGUUGGUCUCCACUCUUCUCUAGCAGGGAAGAUCCAGAAACUCACAGAUAAAGACUUCCUGAAACCAUUACUGCAUAAAAUCCACGUGAAUCCACCUGCAGAGGUUUCGACAUCUUUAAAAGUCUACCAGGGGCAUACGCUAGAAAAAACCUACGUAGGGGAAGAUUUUUUCUGGGCUGUCACACCAGUUGCUGGAGAUUAUAUUCUCUUUAAAUUUGACAAGCCAGUCAAUGUAGAAAGGUACUUGUUUCACAGUGGCAACCCAGAGCAUCCAGGAGACAUACUUCUAAACACGACUGUAGAAGUUUUGCCUUUUCAGAGUGAAGAACUGGUAUUAAGCAAAGAAACCAAAGACAAACGCUUAGAGGAUGGUUACUUCAGGAUAGGGAAGUUUGAAAACGGUGUAGCUGAAGGAACAGUUGACCCCAGUCUAAAUCCUAUUUCAUCAUUCCGGCUUUCAGUGAUACAAAAUUCAGCUGUUUGGGCAAUUCUGAAUGAGAUCCACAUUAAAAAGAUUACAAACUGAUCAUGGAAAUCUGCUUUAGAGGAAAACGAAAGAAUCCUUGAAAAUUCUUCCUAUAAAAUCCGACAUCUUUAGCAAGUCACAAAUUGAAAAUACUGAGCAUGCACCUUAUUCCAAAUGUCAUUCUUUUUCACUUGAACUCUACCUCUUGUGAAAUCUACUGUAGAUGAGAAGAUUGUAUUUACCCCUUCUUAUCUGAUCCAUCCAGAAACUGAUGCUCCACACCGAUAACAUUUGUCUGAGGCCCAAGUUGUCCUCCACUGUAAUGUGACUUUACCAUCUUAUGGUUGCAGAACCCUGCUACGCUUAACCUGUACUAUUUUGAUAGUAUAGUAAUAUAGAGUUGUACAUAUUGUUACAUUCCUUGAAGAAAAAGAAAUAUAAUUAUUGUUAAAUAAGUUUUAUGAAGGGGGUACUUUCGGAGUUCCAUUUAUUUUCUAUAAGAACCCUCUUUUAUAGACUGUCAGGGAUAUAUAUUAAAAAUGCUAGGGAUAUUUAAUUUAUUAAAAUAAUUUGAAAAGUACAUAUUUUUAUGCAGUAAAAUUUUAAAUUGAUAUAGUUUUUUUAUGAAUUCUCUAGUUUAAGUUAUCUUUCUACAUUUUUCUUUGGAGAUGCAAACAUAAAUUAAUACCAUAUUUCAAAUAUACUGCCAUGUUUAAAAAAACAAGAUUAAGUUUCUAAAUUAUGUAGUUUUAUACACAGAAUCUGAAUGAUGUUCAGAGGCAUAAACAGAGUUCUGAAGAGCAUUAUUCUUUGGGGCUAUGAAAUUCCACUAUGUACAGUUUGUAGCCACAUAAAAAGCAUGUUGAUAUGUCUUGUUUCAUUUUAUGUACUAAAAUUGCAGUGAUUUUAAAUUGAAUCCAUUGCAUUUUAGAAGAAUUUUUUUUUACUCCAAACCAAUUCUUUCUAAAAA
Molecule: messenger RNA, 2867 nt
Organism: Hirundo rustica (Barn swallow)
Lineage: Eukaryota; Metazoa; Chordata; Aves; Passeriformes; Hirundinidae
Gene: MGAT4A
Product: alpha-1,3-mannosyl-glycoprotein 4-beta-N-acetylglucosaminyltransferase A
Exons: 16
Coding region: 350-1957 (535 amino acids)
Biological process (GO): protein N-linked glycosylation
Cellular component (GO): endoplasmic reticulum-Golgi intermediate compartment; endoplasmic reticulum; Golgi stack
Molecular function (GO): acetylglucosaminyltransferase activity
Source: RefSeq, a predicted model, not a curated record